AUGUUCACUUCUAUUGAUAAGAAACUUGAAGAAUAUUUGCCUCCUGCUAUAUUGGAUCUUCAAAGAAAUGAAAUUAGGCAGUGUGUUUUUUAUAGUGCUUUACAAGUCAAUCAAGAAGUUAUUAGUGAAUUUGAAGAGUAUCAAUUGCCUACCAAUCAACAUUUAGAAGAUAUACCUGAUGCUCGUCAAAUUACUGCAUCUUGUAUGAUUUCUGAUGUUAAUAAAAAUCAAAUUAUGUCUAUGUGGACUGUAGCUGUUGAAAACAAACUUGUUGAGAAACAUUUUGUUAUUUUAUUAACAAAUGGAUCACAUUAUUGUUCUUGUUUAUCUCUUAUUAAUAAGGGAAUCAUUUGCAGACAUUAUUUUCAAAUAAUGCUUUGUAGUCCUACAGCCAAAUUUCACUUAAAACUUAUUCCUUCAAGAUGGUAUUAUAGAAAUAAGGAUGCCAUUAAAGAACCAUUUCUGGUUGCUAGUAAAUUUGAAUCUGAUACUCCACCUAUUAUUCCACAACACAAUGUUCCAUUUUUAACUGUAAUUCAUCAAAUAUCGCAAAAUUCUAUCACUCUGCAUGAACGUCUUACUGAUAUACAAUUAUAUGGUAAAAUUACUGGUUUAACACAUAAAGCUACCAUAAAAGCACUAAAAAAAAAAGAUAUGCGUAUAAUAUCUAUUUUAGAGGAUUAUUUAAAAGAUGAAGAGCAAAAUGAAAAUGUAGGUGGUGAUAGUGAAUUGGAUGAUGAUAAUGAAUUGGAUGGUGAAAAAUUGGAUGAUGAAUUGGAUGAUGAAUUUGAUGACUACAAAGAAAAUCAUGAAAAUCAUUCUUUUAUUCUCAACAAUCCAAAUAAACAAACGAAAUCUAAAGGAUGUCUUAAAGGUACAAAAAGAAUUAAAGCAAGUCAUGAAAAAAAUUCAUCAUUGGUAAUUAGUAAACAAUACAAUUGUAGUCAAUGUGGUAGUAUGGGUCAUAAUAAACGAAAUUGUAGCAGGAAAUAA
Messenger RNA from Rhizophagus irregularis DAOM 181602=DAOM 197198, 993 nucleotides. NCBI's taxonomy places the organism in Eukaryota, Fungi, Glomeromycota, Glomeromycetes, Glomerales, Glomeraceae. The record is from RefSeq and is a predicted model, not a curated record.